Hippocampus comes (tiger tail seahorse) is the source of this 1649-nucleotide messenger RNA. RefSeq names its product arrestin domain-containing protein 3-like. Gene Ontology annotation, biological process: protein transport. The transcript has 6 exons. The record is from RefSeq and is a predicted model, not a curated record. Lineage: Eukaryota; Metazoa; Chordata; Actinopteri; Syngnathiformes; Syngnathidae. Gene Ontology annotation, cellular component: plasma membrane; cytoplasm. Bases 363 to 1313 code for a protein of 316 amino acids.
CCGUAUACACACAAAACUCAUCAACUUACAACUCAUCAUCGACAGUGACCCCGAUUAUAUUGUUCAGGGCCAGUGGCGGAGAAUGGUACAUACAGCUGCAUAAUUUGUUGCGCACACUGAAAUAAAUGGAAUUCCUACUUCAGUCUUAAUUUGCAUUGUAUUUCAUCUGAAUUAGCCGAAUUGAGGCUACCGCUCGGGUUACCUGUGUGAAUAUGACACCUCCGGGCUUGUUCACAUGACCACUUGUGACACAGAUACAAGUCCAGUUUUUUAGAGAGGUCGGCCGCUUGACAGGAUUGCAUCAGCCCUGCCUCCGUCCACUCCUCAUCACCGAGAAGAGGGGUGAGAAAUGUGACCUGAUCAUGUCGAUAAAGCUUUUCUCUGUGGAAUACGAUCAAGUGAAUGAAAGCAGAACUUUCUCUUCCGGAGAUGUUCUCUCUGGAAGAGUGACUGUGGUGGCCAGGAAGGAAACCAAAGUGAAGUGUUUGAUGGUCAGCGCGAAAGGAAAGGCUGAGGUCAAAUGGUUUGAUCGAGAUGGACAGACGACAGUGCUCCACCGAGAUGAGGAGAAAUAUUUCUAUUUGGAACACAUUAUUCUUCAGGAUAAAAAUAGAGGAGAUGGAUCUGAAAUUGUUCAUCAAGGGAGAAAUGUGUAUCCUUUUACCUUUGAGAUUCCAAACAUAGAAAUGCCUUCGUCGUAUGAUGGAAAAUGGGGCAGAAUCUCAUACGGUUUACAAGCUCAAUUGACUCUGUCAAUCUGGAGCAUCCACAAAAGCAAAAUUGAGUUCCCAUUUCUGACCAAGUCUGAGUUUCCCUUUGCCUCCAAAUCAGAAAUGUUGAUCAUCGGACUUCAAGAACGGCAAUGCUCAACCAAAAUUUCAUUUCAUGGCUCUGGAAAGGUUACUUUGAGGGUUACUUCGGAGAAAAUGGGGCUGAUGCAAGGUGAAACGAUGCAAGUGUGGGUUGAAGUCAUCAACAACUCAAAUCGCACAGUAACACCCAAAUUUUUCCUUUGUGAGAAGCAAAUGUUUGUCGCUCAGUCCGAGGCUAUUGUGCACACAAAUGAGAUCCCCUUCGGUACGGGAGAAUCUGUUUCAGCUCGCAGCAGUCUCACCAUGAGCAAUGUUCUACGUAUCCCACCGCAGCUCUACCCCACCUUCUUCAACUGCUCCAUGAUCAAGUUCGAGUAUACACUCAAGGUCACACUUGGUGAGCCACUGACAAGAGAUCCAGACAUCAAACUUCCUCUGGUCAUUCUACUGGCUUCUUCCCAACCAUAUCAUCAAAAACCAAAAAUCGUCCAUGGGACAUGAAAUGAUGAAACUGCUAAAUUACUGUGAUGCAAUUUGGCAGUGGCUGGAAUGUGAAUGUGGAUUUAAUUAACUUCCGUUUCCUUGUAGUGUUUGUUCUCAAACAAUGUCUUUUUUUUUUUUUUUUUACAAUUCCUGUAUGAGGAAAGUUACUGGUAUGAAUAAAAUGAGGACAUACCUCCAAUGACAACAGCACUCAAUGCAGCUCAGCCAAGCCCAAGUGAAGCAUUCCAAAUGUCAACGUAAUGUUUCUAUUUCUGAUGCUGUUUGAUUUUCUCCAGUUAAUAGUGUGCAAGUGGUGAUUUUUCAUUUGUACCAAAUUUGGCGGUGGCCACACAC